CUUUUACGCAGAGUUUAGAAACUUUACACAUAUCGGUGGCGGGAGAUGUGCAGCCGAAGAGAGGGAAGCUGUCGUUUCUUUUAUAUUUAAAGUAGUUAAAAUUCUGUCAGAAUAAAGUGGAAAAGCAGGAACAGUUUUGAUAAUAAUAGUCUUUGCUGGAGGGAAACGCAAAGAUGGAUGAGUUCGGAGUUUAUGCGGUUUUCGGGGUAAACGGUCCGCCUCAACGGCUGCUGAGUGCUGAAGGGUCGAGCAGGGUGGCUGUCGCGGUUCCUCCAUCUGUCCGGCAGGUGGUGCUGUUCAGCAGCGGGCCGUGGGGGGAGAGGAUCUGCGUCAACGCGGAGCUCAACGACGCUGAGCGGAUUCCCAUCACUAUCGGCAAACUGACUCCUUAUAACAAAUGUUUGUCAUGGGAGCAGUGGGAAGAGGAGACAUGGACUGACAGCGUCACACUGAAUGUCACUCUAGUAGGAGGAAACCUGGGGAAAGCAGAUUGGUCAGAACCACAGCUCAUCCUGGCCGUCAAGGAAUACACUCCGAAGGACACCGUGGCUCCUCUUGCUCCCCGAGAGCUCAACGGCAAGAGGAAGAGAGAGCGGAUGGCGGAGGAAGAGCUCGAUGAGGGAAAGGAGACAAAGAGAGGAGAGGAAGAGAACGUGUGUCCCAACGGCGGCCAGGAGAAGACCACACCUGUUCGAAAGGUCAGAGGUCAAACCAAAGGAAGUCAGAAGCUUUUCACAACCGGAGGAGACACAACAAAGACUAAAGGAGCUAAUGGAGCAGGAGAGGUGCAGGGGAUUGUGGGAAGAACGCCUCCUCAGAGCGCAGCCAGGACGAAGAGUAGGCAGGCCAAGACUCCCACACAGACCGCCCUGCUGGACGGCCCGUCAGGUCGCUGGGGUCAGACACUGUGUCCCAUUGACGCCCAGACAGCUAUUCUGAUUGGAGGACAAGGAGCCAGGAUGCAGUUCUGCAAAGAUCCCAUGUGGAAGCUGUGCACAGAGGACAUGUCCUGGGUGGCAGCGGAGACACUAGCAGAGGGUCCGACACCAGAGGCCAGGAUCGGCCACACAGCCAUCUAUGACCCCGACUCAAAGCGGAUCUUUGUGUUUGGAGGCUCUAAGAACAAGAAGUGGUUCAAUGACGUUCACAUCCUCGACACACAGAGCUGGAAGUGGACCAUGGUGGAGGCUCAAGGUAAGGUUCCUCCCCUGGCCUACCACAGCUGCAGUAUGUUUCGGGGUGAACUGUUCGUGCUUGGAGGGGUGUUUCCUCGUCCAAACCCGGAGCCUGAUGGCUGCAGCGACUCUCUGUAUAUCUUUGAUCCUCACCUCUCCAUCUGGUACGAGCCCAUCGUCACAGGCGACAAACCCUCCCCCCGCUCAGGUCAUUCAGCAUGUGUGAUGCAGGAGAGGAAGAUCUACGUAUUUGGUGGAUGGGACACUCCUGUGUGCUACAAUGACAUGUACAUGUUGGACCUUGGUCUGAUGGAGUUUUCUGCUGUGAAAACAACAGGGAAAGCCCCCUCUCCUCGAAGCUGGCACGGCAGCGCUGUGCUCUCAGACACAAAGUUCUUGAUCCACGGUGGUUACAACGGAAACAACGCUCUCAGUGACACCUUCAUCUUUGACACAGACACCAACAGCUGGACGGAGGUGACGCUCUCUCAGCUGUCUGUCCCCAGGGCAGGCCACUCCAUCAUCACCAUGGAGACAGCCGCUCGCCACCACUUCUCAGAGGAGGCUGAAGACGCGGGUAUGGACGAAGGCUCCAUCAGCAGAACUCUGCUGGUGUUCGGAGGCGGAGACAACGAGGGCAACUUCUACUCCGACCUGACGACCGUGGCUGUGGAAGAACUGCUCGCUGAUAUUUAAAGAGAGUGAGUCAGAGGUGAAUCCUCACUCCCUCACUGUAUGUGAAGCUAUUUUAAACACCCCACACCUGCCUCUACUAUUUAUAUUCCUCUAGUUUGUCUUUUUUUUUUCUUUGGUUAAUCAAAGCUUUUCCUCUUUUAAUAAUGUUUUAAAAAGGUUUUUUUUUAAUUUUAGUUUUGGAAAAUGUGUGUGUAAGGUGUAUAUUUUGGGCGUUUAUUGACUACAGAUCUCAAACUUUUUGCUGUAUUUUCCAUAUAGUGAAUUACAGGAUUAAAAUAGCUACACUGUUAAACAAACUUUCAUUAAAGGGGAUCCCACAAUAAUAAGAACAAUUAUCUUUGUUGAGAACAUAAAGCAAGAACAUUACUUCAGUUUUUAUGUACAUAGUCUAAAACUUCUUAAGUUCCUCCUCAGGUAAAAUGAAUCCAUUUAUUUUUGAUACAUAUAAAUAUGUCUUUUUCUUCUUUUCUCAUGAAUAAUUUGGGCUCUCGGUAUCCCUGAUCAUUUGAAAUAUGUUGCCUCCAGAUAUGUGCAGCUGCACAGGCAUUAUUUCAUUAUGUUCACAAUCAUAGUGCAUUUGUCUUCAUCUCCAAACUAUAUCAUAGGUUUUAGUACAAAAAUCUCAGUUCAUGUUCCUGUGCUGUUCUGCUUUUUGUACUUUGCUUCUGUCUUUACUCAAUAAACUUUUGACUUCC
Molecule: messenger RNA, 2566 nt
Organism: Thunnus maccoyii (southern bluefin tuna)
Lineage: Eukaryota; Metazoa; Chordata; Actinopteri; Scombriformes; Scombridae
Gene: krcp
Product: kelch repeat-containing protein
Exons: 13
Coding region: 174-1871 (565 amino acids)
Molecular function (GO): protein binding
Source: RefSeq, a predicted model, not a curated record